AUGGUUCGCAAGAUAGGUCGUCGGGCACGUAGCCCCUCCUCCACCUCUACCUCUUUACCUUCCUCCUAUGCGCACUCUGACCUUACUCAUCGACUGCUUUCCUCACUCGAAGCCCUCAACGACGGACCCUUCCCUUCGCUUGUCGUGUUUGAUCUGGACUACACGUUAUGGCCACUGUGGGUGGACACCCACGUUGAUCCUCCACUCUCACGGCGCGGUUCGGACCUAAACCGCGUCUACGAUCGCAAUGGCCAACCGCUGCAGUUCUUCCCGCACAUCCCUUCGAUCCUCUUCUGGCUCCAACGCCGUAACAUCCCCAUUGCAAUAGCAAGUCGAACAAGCGCACCCACCGCCGCACGUCAAGCCCUAAACGGCCUCCACCUCGUCAACGAUUCAAACAUCCUCACCAACGAUGAACCCAGGAUUGAAAGAGCAGCGGGGCUGUUUGAGUACGAACAGAUCUACCCCGGAAGCAAACUCACCCACUUCAAGAGAUUACAUCAGGACUCCGGGAUCGAGUAUGAGCACAUGCUGUUUUUCGACGACGAACAUCGCAAUGCCGAAGUGGGCAAGCUCGGGGUACACUUUGUACUCGUUGGUCAUUCGGGUACCGAUUUGGGUACCUUCGAAAAGGGGAUCCGCGAAUGGCGCGCCAAACACCAAGCCCGUGCCCAAUCCAACGCAACAGACUCCUAG
Molecule: messenger RNA, 696 nt
Organism: Moesziomyces antarcticus
Lineage: Eukaryota; Fungi; Basidiomycota; Ustilaginomycetes; Ustilaginales; Ustilaginaceae
Product: magnesium-dependent phosphatase-1
Exons: 1
Coding region: 1-696 (231 amino acids)
Molecular function (GO): acid phosphatase activity
Source: RefSeq, a predicted model, not a curated record